This is a messenger RNA of Colletotrichum chrysophilum, 1272 nucleotides long. RefSeq lists its product as uncharacterized. NCBI's taxonomy places the organism in Eukaryota, Fungi, Ascomycota, Sordariomycetes, Glomerellales, Glomerellaceae. The coding region runs from base 1 to 1272 and encodes 423 amino acids. The record is from RefSeq and is a predicted model, not a curated record. The transcript is spliced from 2 exons.
AUGAUUGACAUGAAGAGGAUCAGAUGGUCAAGCAUCGUGUUGGUGCUCAUCUGGGCGUUUUCACCUUUAGGAGGCCAGGCCGCUCUUCGAGUUUUACUCAAGAAACCCGAAGCCGUCGUCUCUUUUGCCGAACUCCCAUAUUUGGAUGUCAACACUUCGUUCCCAGCGCAAUACAUUGGCAGCAACAUAGGAAAUGCGCAGCUCCCGAUCAAUUCUCUCGUCUACAGCGCUCUUGGGGCGUCUGGGGAGGUCAGACAGUCCAGCCAAGACACCUCUGGCAAUGUCAAGAUCCCCAUGAUUGAGCCCUUGCUUGGUCGUCAUAGCACGAAGGCAGACGAGUGGAUCACCUUGAACGAUGAAGACAGGGCCUCGAUAACCUGGUCGUCACUCAUCGGCAUUCCCUUCGGCAAUAUCUCGCGAACAGGCAGGACCAGCUUCAAGCUGGAAACUUCGUAUCUCGAGAUGGACUGUCCCAUCUCCGAAGAGACUGAACAUGCCAGUGAACUUGUGGUCGACGGAGGAUUGGACUGCACAAUACCCAUCAAUGGUAAAACAUUCAACUGCAGCACACUCACCUCCUGGGGAGGUCUGUCGACAACGCCGUACCCAGACGGUAGAACAAACGGCACUCGUCGACGCUGCAUUGAUCCCACCGCGUCGGCGCGCGACUUUCAUUACUUUGACUGGUCACCGGCAAAAGACGAGCCAACAUAUGCCAAGUGCAAGAUCAACUCUACGUACGUCGAGACUCAAAUCGCCUGCGACGGCUACGACUGCAUCCCCACGGCGAUACGAUCGUCGGUCUCGCCCAGGAACCCGAGCACCAACUUCACUUUCUUCGACAGCUGCCAAAGCGACAAUGAACUUGCCAGCUUGUACUUUCAGAACCUGUUCAGAAGCCUCACAGAUCCUACUAACCGGCAGAAGAGCCCGUCGAUUAUCCAGACGUACAUAGUUGAUCCGGAGAAGGGGCUCAAUGCAACGGCGGUCUUCGACUUCCCGCGGGCGAUCCAUGCCGGGAGAGAGAAUUUUGAGAUUCGAAUGGCGCAGCUCCUAAAUACCUACUGGCUAGCCACCAUAGGAAACGAGCCUCUUGUCUUGGGGCAUCCGGAGAACUACGAUAUGCUAAGCUAUCGCAACACGGUGCAUGCGACCAACUUCACCUCGACAAACGCGACUAUUUUCACGCCGAUCACGGUUCUUAGAUAUGACACCACGUGGAUGGCUCUACUUCUGAUUCAUCCUAUCGGAAGGGAUAAUCUGGUUAAGUAG